UAAACCCCCCUUCAAUCCUUCACAAUAAGUCAAACACUCAAAUUUAAUUUCUUUAUUAAAAAAAAAUAGAAAUGGAAUUGAACUUUCAAAACAAUUAUGAGUUCUCAUCUUCAUCUUCAUCGUCUUCCAAGAAAGGCCGAUUCAGCAGCACAAAUGGCAGGAAUUCGAGUAGAAACAAGUUUGUCGGGGUUAGACAGCGGCCCUCCGGCAAAUGGGUGGCGGAAAUCAAAAACACCACUCAGAAAAUCCGGAUGUGGCUAGGGACUUUCGACACGGCGGAGGAAGCCGCCAGAGCCUACGAUGAGGCGGCGUAUUUACUCCGGGGAGCCAACGCCAGAACCAAUUUCAUCCAUCAUGUGCCGAUCAAUUCUGCUCUCUCUCUCAAAAUCCGAAACUUGCUUAAUCACAAGAAAUGCCUUCGACAAAACGCCACCGCCAAAAACACCACCACAACCACCACCCAAACAAGUACUCCGGUGACCCCGCGACGUGAUUCAGUGAGUUGUACGGUACAAGUCAACAAUGCAAAGAAGGAAAAUUUCUCAUCUGGGUAUCAAGGAAUUGAGGUGUUUGAUGAUGGGUAUAAGCCAGAUUUGACGAAUUGCACUGGGAGUGUCGAGAUCGGCGAUUCAGGUGGAGGUUUUUAUUAUGGAUUACAGUCUGAUUUGCCAUUCACCACUGGGAAUGCAUUCGAAGGGUUUAAUAUAGGGCCAAUUUCGAAAAAGAGUGAUGAAGAUGGCGAAAGUACGAGUGAUUUCGAGAGGAUGAAGGUGGAGAGACAGAUAUCGGCAUCAUUGUACGCCAUGAAUGGGGUGAAUGAGUACUGGGAUAAUGUUCUUCAUGAUUGCGGCGAUGGUGGUUCGUAUUGGGAUCUACCAUUGUUGUCUCAGAUGUUCUGCCCAAUCACUUAGAGCUUUUAGAGAAACAAUUGCGAUUCUUAAUAGGUUUAUUACUUGGAAAGAUUAAUGAUAUGAGUACAAGUAUGUUUCCUAGAAAUCGAUUUCGGUUGGUUGAAAUUCGAAUCAUUUUAAAUCGAUGCACGAAAUAUUGGUUUGUAAGACUUCUAUUUGUUUGUCUUUUCUGACCAGAACAAUAGAAAUCAAUAUGAAAGAACUAUUUUUAUGUUUA
This is a messenger RNA of Lactuca sativa (garden lettuce), 1128 nucleotides long. RefSeq names its product ethylene-responsive transcription factor ERN1. The record is from RefSeq and is a predicted model, not a curated record. Gene Ontology annotation, biological process: regulation of DNA-templated transcription. Gene Ontology annotation, molecular function: DNA binding; DNA-binding transcription factor activity. Lineage: Eukaryota; Viridiplantae; Streptophyta; Magnoliopsida; Asterales; Asteraceae.